AUGACUAUGACAAAAAUAUCAGAAGAUAAUAUAUUUUUAGGUAAUGAUGUUUUGACAGAUGACCAGAAGAAAAAAUAUUUGAUGGAUGGAUAUAUUGUUAUCAAAAAUUGUGUAUCUAAAUAUGAAAUUGAUAGAUAUUAUAAACGUUUUGAAGAUAUAUGUAAAGGAAAAAUCAAAAUACCAACAUUAACUAUUAUGAGAGAUAUCUCAACACUUCAAGAAGAAUUUGAGGGUGAAAAAGUUGUUAGUAAAAUACAAGAUUUUAAUGAUGAUGAAAUUUUAUUUAGUUAUUGUUGUUAUCCAACAAUAAUUAAUGUUGUUAAAGAUUUAAUUGGUAAUGGUUUAAAAAACCCAACAAUUUUAUCGAUGCAUACAAUGUUAAUUAAUAAACCACCUGAUACAGGUAAACUUACAUCACGUCAUCCAAUGCACCAAGACUUAAAUUAUUUUCCAUUUCGUCCACCAUCUGGUAUUUGUUGUGCCUGGACAGCUAUGGAAAAUAUUAAUAGAUCAAAUGGUUGUUUAGUUGUUAUUCCUGGUUCACAUAAAGGAGAACUUCUUAAACAUUCAUAUCCUAAUUGGGAGGGUGGAGUUAAUAAGGCUUAUCAUGGUAUUCAGGAUUAUGAUCCAAAUACUCCAAGAGUACAUGUUGAAAUGGAAUGUGGUGAUACUGUAUUUUUUCAUCCAUUAUUAAUACAUGGUUCUGGUGCCAAUAGAACUAAUGGUUUUAGAAAAGCUAUUAGCUGCCAUUAUGCAAAUGACUCAAUUUGUAGAUAUAUUAAUUUAAAAGGAACAAUUCAGGAACAUGUAGAAAAUGAAAUAAUUGAAAUGGCUAAAAAAAAAUUUGAAAAAAAAGGAAUGACUGAUAUUGAGAUUACUUUUCCUGAUAUAUGGAGUUUAAGAGCCAGGACAGUUUGUGGUAAAAGAAAUCAUUUAUAA
Molecule: messenger RNA, 939 nt
Organism: Strongyloides ratti
Lineage: Eukaryota; Metazoa; Nematoda; Chromadorea; Rhabditida; Strongyloididae
Product: Phytanoyl-CoA dioxygenase, peroxisomal
Exons: 1
Coding region: 1-939 (312 amino acids)
Biological process (GO): fatty acid alpha-oxidation
Molecular function (GO): phytanoyl-CoA dioxygenase activity
Source: RefSeq, a predicted model, not a curated record